Molecule: messenger RNA, 1467 nt
Organism: Pseudomassariella vexata
Lineage: Eukaryota; Fungi; Ascomycota; Sordariomycetes; Amphisphaeriales; Pseudomassariaceae
Product: PCI domain-containing protein
Exons: 3
Coding region: 1-1467 (488 amino acids)
Biological process (GO): protein deneddylation
Cellular component (GO): COP9 signalosome
Source: RefSeq, a predicted model, not a curated record
AUGUCAGAUGAUGAUUUCAUGCAAGAAUCCGACGAGGAGCAGUACGACUUCGAGUACGAAGAUGACGACGAGGAAGAGUCUGGCGACGUGGGUAUCGAGAACAAAUACUACAAUGCAAAGCAAAUGAAGAGCAGCGACCCGGAGGACGCUAUUGUCGAAUUCCUGGGUAUACCGCCACUAGAGAAGGAGAAAGGUGACUGGGGCUUCAAAGGACUGAAGCAGGCCAUCAAGCUCGAGUUCAGACUGGAGAUGUAUGACAAGGCAAUAGAGCACUACACGGAACUUCUGACAUACGUCAAGUCCGCCGUAACCCGAAACUACUCGGAGAAGUCUAUCAACAAUAUGCUCGACUAUGUUGAGAAAGAGUCCGAAACAGAAGGGGCUCGCAAAUGCCUGGAACAGUUCUACUCCCUCACACUGAACUGUUUCCAGAGCACAAACAACGAGCGGUUAUGGCUGAAGACGAACAUCAAGCUUGCCAAGUUACUGCUGGAUCGCAAGGACUACCUCGCAGUUUCUCGAAAGCUGCGGGAUCUGCAGAAGGCCUGCCAACGAGAGGAUGGCUCAGACGAUCCCAGCAAGGGCACUUAUUCGCUCGAGAUCUACGCUUUGGAAAUUCAGAUGUACUCCGAGACUCGCAACAACAAACAGCUGAAGCUGUUGUACCAAAAGGCGCUUAAGGUGCGCUCGGCGGUACCUCAUCCCAAGAUCAUGGGGAUUAUUCGUGAAUGCGGUGGCAAGAUGCACAUGAGCGAAGAGAACUGGAAGGAUGCGCAAAGCGAUUUCUUCGAGUCCUUCCGCAACUACGACGAGGCUGGUUCGCUGCAACGGAUCCAGGUCCUCAAGUACCUGCUGCUCACCACCAUGCUCAUGAAAUCCGACAUCAAUCCCUUCGAUUCCCAAGAGACGAAGCCCUACCGCAACGAUCCGCGCAUCGCAGCCAUGACGGAGCUCGUAGAUGCUUAUCAACGCGAUGAUAUGCACCAGUACACGAAAGUUCUGCAAAGAAACCAGGAUGUUCUUACUGAUCCCUUCAUUGCUGAAAACAUUGACGAGGUUACGCGUAAUAUGCGCACCAAGGCAGUGGUUAAGUUGAUCGCCCCCUACACGCGCAUGAAGCUUGCUUGGAUCGCGCGUCAACUCAAGAUCACCGAAAUUGAAGUACAAGAUAUUCUGGGUUUCUUGAUAGUCGACGGCAAGAUCCAAGGCAAGAUUGACCAACAAGCGGGAACUCUGGAGAUCGAGUCGGAUGCUGACGCUGAGCGCAUCAAGGCUAUCGAUGCCUACGCAAGCGCACUGGCCGGACUCUAUUCUGCCAUCUUCGAAGGUGAUGGCUUCAAGAGCACGGAUACCAACGUACCCGAUGACCCGAUGGUGAUGGGCAUGGGCCCGAUGUCUGGUUUAGAGGCGAGGACAUUGCGCUUCGGUAGCAAAUCAGGCAAAGGAAAGAAGGCAACAUGGCUGUAG